AUGGAUUCAAUUUUUUCUCUGGAUGGUAUAUUCAUUUCAGCUUUUGAAUUUAGUGACGAGGAGUCAACUUUUGUGGUGGGAGGAAAGUCGAAUUGUGAUGACAGAAUGCCUCCUUGGGUCAAAGAAGGUGUCCUGGGCUUUAAUAAAGAGGACCUUAUUCUCAUUGAGCGAGAAUAUCCUGGCCUUACAAAAAUCAUUCAAGUUGUUGAACAAAAUCGGAACGAAGUUGAGAGCUUUACUGAUGAAGGACAAUCUGCAGAUUCUUCAUGUGAAAUCCUUACCUCCAAUGAACUGUUCAACUGUAAGGAGUGUUCUAAAGCCUUUGUGACAUCCCAGAAAUUAAAAAAACAUACCAAAGAUGCUCACAGUAAAAGGAUGUUUCCAUGCGAAUACAAUUGUGGUAAAGCCUUUAAAAGGAAAGACCAGAGAAAAAGUCAUUACAUGGCACAAAAGUUCCACCAAACCCAUCAACAGUUUUUUUCUACACUUGAUAAUCCUCCCUAA
Molecule: messenger RNA, 504 nt
Organism: Naumovozyma castellii
Lineage: Eukaryota; Fungi; Ascomycota; Saccharomycetes; Saccharomycetales; Saccharomycetaceae
Exons: 1
Coding region: 1-504 (167 amino acids)
Source: RefSeq, a predicted model, not a curated record